This is a messenger RNA of Drosophila ananassae, 2224 nucleotides long. RefSeq names its product la-related protein 7 (gene Larp7). Bases 106 to 1929 code for a protein of 607 amino acids. Gene Ontology annotation, cellular component: nucleus. Gene Ontology annotation, molecular function: mRNA binding. The record is from RefSeq and is a predicted model, not a curated record. The transcript has 2 exons. Gene Ontology annotation, biological process: RNA processing. NCBI's taxonomy places the organism in Eukaryota, Metazoa, Arthropoda, Insecta, Diptera, Drosophilidae.
GCCCGGCAACCCUGUCAUUUACAGCUAACCGGCGUUACCAGAAGUUCCAGGAAUCAAAUGGAAAUUUGCAAUAAACAAUUGCCUAUUGUGAUAUAUUCAUGAGAAAUGACCAAGCGCAAGCACGGUCACGAACCCGGUGUAACCGGAGAGAACACGAAACCGGCAGAUCCUAGUGAAACAGCCGCUAUGGAGCCCAAGGAGCCGCCGGGAGCGGAAACGGAAACCGAGACGGAGGUAGAGCCUGAAGCGGAAACCUCUUCACCGGCAAAGCCAAAUGGAGGGCGCAAAAGAAAGCGAUAUCUCUACAACGCCAUAAGGGGACAAAUGGAGUUCUAUUUUGGGGAUGCUAACUUAAGUAAAGAUCGUUUCCUGCGACGCUAUGUCGACCAGGAUCCGUAUGUGCCCCUGGAGAUUUUCCUGUCUUUCAACAAGAUCAAGACGCUCACCCUUGAUGUUGGGCAGAUUGCCAAGUCGUUGGGUAACUCCCAGCUCCUGGAGCUGGACGAAAGCGGGCUAAAGGUGAAGAGGAAGACCAAGCUACCGGUGCAGAGGGAGGUUAACGACAAGACCUUGUACGUUGAGGCACUUCCAGCGAAUGCCAACCACGAUUGGCUUAAGGAGGUCUUUAGUCGCUAUGGACCAGUGGCGUACGUCUCGCUGCCCCAUUAUCCUGGCACGAAGAAAAUCAAGGAGUUCGCUUUUAUAGAAUUCGAAAAGAGCAGCUCUGUGGAGAAGGCCGUUAAGGCUUUUACGCAAAUUCAAGGAGUCUUGGCCGUGGACACAGAUCCUAGUGAGCUCGCCAGCAUCAAGUCCUUCCAACAACAGCAGCAGCCAGCGCUUCCACAGGAGCAGCAGCCGCAGAAGGAAGAGAUUUCAGCAGAGGACCCACCCAAGCGAAACCUUAAAAGGGAGGCAACCGAUAAAAACAAAGAAGAACUGCUAGACGUAAAGCGUGCAAAGUUGGAGGCUGUUGAACAGCCCGAAGAAACCUCGACAGCAGAAGAAACGGAUGCCAGCGAAACGGACGCUGAAGCCACUGCCGAAGCCUCCGAAGGGGAGCGCAAGGAGGACACUAAAGACGGCGAGGACACUUCCAAGAAGCGUCGCCGUAAGCGCAAGAAAAAGGCAGUGGUAGACAAGCCAAACAUAGAUCCCAGUGCCCUGGAGCUGAAAGUUCUACCCAAAACCAGUUGGAGCAGCCUGCGCAACAAAUACUUGAACCUGCAGCGUCGCCUGGUUAGCGAGGCCAAGAGCAAGCUGUGGCGCGAGCAACAUCCUUACCAGCAUCACCAGCAGCAGCAUCAGCACCCAAUCACCCACCACGCCAAUCCCCCCCAGCCGGAGGUUACCAAAGAGGAGGAUACCAGCAGCGACGUCUUAAGUGAUGGUGGAGGAGGGGAACCUGUUGGUGAAGCGGGACCCAUCCCGACUAAGCGACGCAAGGCGGUGCACAAGAUGAACAUGAACUUCUAUGGUGCCGGCGGCGGAGAUACCACGAAGUCUGAGGAACCCUCGCAGGAGCGAACGCCCUUGUUCAAAUACGAACCUGGCCUGAUAGUGGAGUGUGCUCUCUUGGAACCAUGUACUAGUGUCAAGGAAUUUAAAGCUGAUAUGCGGCAAUACCCGGAGAUCAAGUAUGUGGACAUCAAAGAGGGCGACCAGGUGGCUCAGCUGCGGCUGUCCACGCCCCAGGGCGCGGAGGAGCUCGUCCGCCAGUUGAAUUGUGCUGAGCGCCAGCUAACGAUCCUGCGGGGCCAGGCGGAGGCACUCUACUGGCGCAAGAUCGAGCAGGACCGCGAGGCGAAGCUCUCUAAGAAAGUGCGCGUUCAACAAAAGCGAGGUAGAGAGAAGGUGUCGAAGAUGCUGGGAAAACACAUUAAGUUCGACGAUGGCGAUGAUGGGGAUGUCCCAGUGGCAUCCAUAGAAUAAUAGUUAUAAUUCCCAGAGCUAGGAAACUUUUUAAAAGAAAAAGCUAAGAUUAUUAUGCAGAAAUUGUAUACAAAUUUCAUAUGAAUUUUUAAACAUCAAACAAUAUCUUUAUAUUUUAAAAAAAUAGGUAUCAUUUUAAAAUUUUUACAGAAAUUAAACGCCAGUAAUUUCAUUAACUAGAAAGAGAGGCAGAUAUAUUAAAAUUAUACUUUUCUGCGAUUGCCCGUCAGAUGAUCUAUCCUUUUAUUGUUUUGGCUUUGAUUCAUAAACUUUAAUAAAUAUUUUUUGAUGAUUA